GCAUCAUUUAAAGCUACAACGAGAGCAACCAGCUAAACCUUGAGUGCUUCUUGUGGAUUAACAUCGGCUUCUUGCUACGUUAUUUUUAUUUUAUUACUGUUCCUGUUUCGUUUGCUAAGCCGGUGUGAAAAUGGCAAUGAUGUUUGUACCAUUUCUGGAUCUGUUCAAGAAGACCGUUGUCUCCCAUGUCACCAUGCAGGCACUGCAAGAGUUGGGGAAAGUACUGGAUAAGAAGCAUUUAGUAUCCCAUGAAGAGCGCAAUGCUAUGAUCGAAUACUGGUUCCAUUAUGAUCAGGAAUACCAGUUGCUGAAAAUCCAGCUAGCACUGGAUAAGGCGGUUCAGCAUCUGGAAACACAGUUUGGUGCCGGUAUUGCGCAACUGGAUACGGCAUUAACGUACCGCAAAAUCGACGAAGGUAUUUACCUGGUUUGCCACGCCCUUCAAGCCUAUUUCCAAGCCGACCCGGCGUCACGCGAUCACCAGAAAAACGACUUUCUCCGCGUCUUCGAGCGCCAAGACCCCAAAGAUCUAUUAACGCUUCUGCACAAGCACGUCACAGUCAACGAUGCUGCAGGGCAGUUUCUCCACACACUGAUGAAGAGCUGCAACUAUCAUGCUUAUGAACACUGGUGCGACCACAUCGCCAUCACUGCACUGCGCGCCUACCUCAGCUGCAUGCACCAAUUGAAUAUCAUCCACGAUGACCUGAUGAGUCAAGUCCUAAUGCGUCCGCAGACCGUGCAGAUGAAAGUCAACAUUAUGGUCAACCAAGUGGAGGAGAUCUUGAAAACCUUGCAGGAAUCGAAAGAUGGAUCCAGGGGGCGGAUUUUUCACGGCGCGGAGAACAACCAAUCAGAACUCAUGGAUUUGGUUGACAAGUUCAUGCUGCACUGUGAAGAAGAGCCGAUGAGUCAUAACCAGCACUGUGCAGAGAAGUUAGGAGAAGAAUUAUCGGAAAAGUAUCCGUGGUAUUCCUGGGCGGUGAUCCUGGCGGAGGACAGCUCCAGACGCCCCAAUUUCAUCAUGUACUCGGAUGAUUUCCAGGAUGACCUGUUCAUCCAACGUUCUCUCCACUCGCAGAUCUUCCCGUACAUUGCUUCCAGUGUGGCGAAUCGGCCGCAGCACGAUAUUAUCCUCAACGGGAAGAAAUUCGGGAUGAUGGUCGUGAAGAAGCGGGUGCAUGUCGCCGGGAAGAUGGCCUCGCGGCGUCGCUUGAUUGUGUUGUGGACAAAACCGGAGGACGUGGUGUUUCUUGGUUCGGAUGCUAAGGAACUGCUGCAGGAUGUCGAUGUGAAAGAUCUGUUGCCGGGAUCCAAGGAAGACUGUAUUCGGGAGCAAAAGAAAGCGUGGGAUGUUAAACAGAGCGUAAUGGAGAAUAUUCUGUAUGAGGAUCAGAUGCAGUAUGUUGCUUGUAUCGGGAUCGCCGGGGAGCGGCCGCAGGGGGAACUCGGUGUGUUCGUUAAAGCGAGUGCGGACGGGGUGAGCAGUUGGCCAGAGCGCGUUCAAAAUAAAACCGGACAACUCUUUCUCUGGGCUACAAAAGUGACCUCGAAGGGUCUGGAAUUUCGCGCUCGCCGGUCCUGCAUGUCCCUGUACAGCUUAAUUUCCGGUUUGGUACCCAUGGCCAAUGCCUUGACGGACAGCAGCGUCGGCACGAAGGCGGGUAAUAGGGAUGAUAUCCUCAUAGAACUGGCGGACGAUUCGGCGUCUAAUGCGUCUGCCGGCAUCGCUAGUCCUGCCGACAGGAUCUCUCCGGAUGACCUGGUUUCCGGCGGCACCGUUCGGAGCCGUGUUGAUUUCUUCGAGCGCCGACCGAAUGUGCAAGCCUACCAGUUUUCAAAAGCUCCCAAGUAGCUUUCAGGAUAACCAUAUGCUUGCACUGCGAAAGUUGCUGUAAAUUGCAAAUGGCAAAAGUAUUGCAUUUGAAAUGUAUUAUUGUUCUUCGGAUUUUGUUCUUUAUUUUUCCGAUGGUUUAUGAUGUUUUUGCAUUCCGCGACUUUCUGUCUACAGAAUUAUAUCAUCACAAUAUGUGCUGAAAUCCGUUUGCAAUUAACGCUUUGUGGCUGCGGUCUGCGGAUCACGUACCCGGCCGUACUCUACCCUAGUAUUUAAAUUCGAUUUCACGGAAAUUA
Messenger RNA from Paramacrobiotus metropolitanus, 2133 nucleotides. RefSeq lists its product as uncharacterized. The record is from RefSeq and is a predicted model, not a curated record. NCBI's taxonomy places the organism in Eukaryota, Metazoa, Tardigrada, Eutardigrada, Parachela, Macrobiotidae. The coding region runs from base 131 to 1855 and encodes 574 amino acids. The transcript is spliced from 3 exons.